Schistocerca nitens (vagrant locust) is the source of this 1461-nucleotide messenger RNA. RefSeq lists its product as uncharacterized. The coding region runs from base 90 to 455 and encodes 121 amino acids. The transcript has 2 exons. NCBI's taxonomy places the organism in Eukaryota, Metazoa, Arthropoda, Insecta, Orthoptera, Acrididae. The record is from RefSeq and is a predicted model, not a curated record.
GCCGUCAGUCGGGCACGCGACCUCGCACAACGCAAAGCGGCGCGCUCACCCACGCAAACACGGCCAGCUCCUCCGCUACCGCGCCCAUCAUGUCCAUCAGCUGUUGCCGCGUACACAGAUGCAGCAUCUGGGGGCUGCUUGCCAUACUCACAGCAAUAGCUGGAGCAGUAGUACUACCACGACCUCCUUCUGGAGCUGAACCAAGGAACAGGAGAGACAUUCGUGCAGCAACUGUGGAACCAAGGUCUCACGUGACAUCAAGUGAACUGCCAAAACAAAUACCAGCACCACCAUCACGAACAGUAAUGCAGCAUAGACCUACACCUGCACUGAUUCAACUACAGCUGCGCUGGGAAGACAGGCAACGCCCAUCAGUUACACUGCCUCCAAGACUUUUUACACCAACAGUGCAGCGAUACACACAUCGUACUGACUUGUUGCCCAACACUGUCUAAUUCUUCCAUGAAACUGACUGCCAUCUUCCACUUUGUCACAGUAGCCACAGAUUUUCAAAGACUGUUUUCACUGUGAUGAGAUGUAGAAUUGUGCAACACGCAGGUGGUGAUUUGCAACUGAACUGUCAAACUGAACAAUUUAUUGAAAUAGUUGUAUUUCCUAUCAAAGAGAUACCAUAUCUGUGGCAGUUUGGAAAUAUUUCUGAGGCAUCAUUCAGUCUCCCCAUGUGUACACAAUUAAUAAUGUGAGUUAACUGAAAAGACAUAGCUGCAAUUUGCAAUCAUUGCCGAGAAGUAACUUAUUGUAGUCUGUAACUUUGAUGGCCCAUACCAUCAAAAUAAGCUGGAACCCUCAACACAAAUUUAUGCCCAAGUGGCAACUUGAAAUCAUGCCACUCUGUUUUAAAAACAAAGCAAAGACUGAUUUGUCCAAAAGAUAUGUUAUAAAUGUGUCCAAAAGUUGUUGUUGAAUAUAUGUGUAUGUGUAUAGGUGGGCGUGUGUAUGCAAGCAAGUUUGCAUGCAAGUGAACAAACAAUUCAUUAUUUGUAUACAAAAAUUGUAGCUGCAGACAUACAUUGUUCUUUCUACUAAUAUCUUUUGCUCCAACACGUUGGAUGUCAAAUAGAAUUAACAAUUGUACAAGUCUGUAUAAAAUUGUAAUGAUGACAAAACAUGCCUAACUUAAGAACUCUAUACAAUACAUAUUUUGAAGGACUUUCUUGGGGGGGGGGGGGGGGGGGACUUUGUUUGUCUCAAUUACUUAUGGCAAAUAAUAAAUGCCAAAUCGUGUAACUGUGUGAGUACAUGAAAUGCACAUCACAAAAACAAGUCUAACUGACUGUGAUAUGCAGGUCCUACUCAGCAAUCAGUGUACCAAUGGUCUCAACAAGUAUAUGGCAUUCUUUGUGAUGCCUUAUUCUGUGAGAUUUAUUACAGUGUACAUAACUGUUUUUACUUCUGAUGGAGCAUUAAAACUCAAGAUGUUCUUGACACUUUAACAAACGA